This is a messenger RNA of Ricinus communis (castor bean), 1312 nucleotides long. Its product is annotated as Golgi SNAP receptor complex member 1-2. Gene Ontology annotation, biological process: vesicle fusion; endoplasmic reticulum to Golgi vesicle-mediated transport. The coding region runs from base 450 to 1169 and encodes 239 amino acids. Lineage: Eukaryota; Viridiplantae; Streptophyta; Magnoliopsida; Malpighiales; Euphorbiaceae. The transcript has 6 exons. The record is from RefSeq and is a predicted model, not a curated record. Gene Ontology annotation, molecular function: SNAP receptor activity. Gene Ontology annotation, cellular component: Golgi membrane; SNARE complex; Golgi medial cisterna.
UAAUGGAUUAAAACGGAAAUAAUACAAGCUCUGUCCCUGACGCAGCAACGUUGGAUUUUACAUGUUUUUUUAAGGUGCUGAUUGAAGGGAUUGAUUUUCAGUUUGAGGCCCAAUAAGUCUCGACUGGAGACUCGUGAAAUGAGCUCGAAGCUCGGCGAGGUGUGUGAGGAAAUUAAAUACUAAGCCAUGGUCCAUAGAAAUCGGUCCGGCUCUUUUCUUUCUUGUAAAGAAAGUAAGUUGGAUUUAUUGUGUUAUGAUUGGUCGGGUCCAUGAAAUAAUAAUCUCGAAGCCCAAUAUGAACUGGAUACUGCACCUCCCUCCCUCUCAUCUCUGUGAAAUGAAGCGAAGCAGAGAAGACUAUGAUUUGUGCAUAGAAUAGAAGCGAGUAACCAAGAUCAACUCUGUAUAAAACCAACUUAGAUCAGACAAUCUGGGAUUCGAAUCCAAAAAUGACGGAUCCGAGUCUAGAUUUACAGGAGUCCGGUUGGGAAGAAUUGAGGAGAGAAGCAAGAAAGCUCGAAGGAGAUCUCGACGUUAAGCUCUCCUCAUAUGGGAAGCUUGGCGCUAGGUUCACUCAAGGAGGUUAUGUAGAUACAGGUUCACCUACUGUUGGAGCCAGCAGGUCAGGGAAGUCCAUGGAAAUGGAAAUCCAGUCAUUGCUUGAGAAGCUACUAGAUAUUAAUGAUUCUAUGAGUAGAUGUGCUGCAUCAGCUGCACCAACUACAUCAGUUACUCAAAAGCUUGCUCGGCACAGAGACAUACUUCAUGAGUUUACCCAGGAAUUUAGACGGAUCAAGGGAAACAUAAGCUCAAUAAGGGAACACGCAGAGCUUCUGAGUUCAGUCAGAGAUGAUAUUAGUGAUUACAAGGCAUCUGGGAGUAUGUCCCCAAGAAUGCAGUUAUUAAGAGAAAGAGCAGCCAUCCAUGGAAGUAUUGCUCAUAUAGAUGAUGUCAUCAAUCAAGCUCAAUCUACGAGGGCUGUCUUAGGUUCUCAAAGGGUUUUGUUUGGAGAUGUCCAAGGAAAAGUAAAGCUUCUAAGUGACAAAUUUCCUAUUAUUCGCGGCCUCCUUGGUUCUAUAAGGAGGAGGCGAUCAAGAGACACCCUUAUUCUCUCUGCUGUUAUUGCAGCUUGCACGUUGUUUCUUAUUAUCUAUUGGCUGUCAAAAUAACAGGUGUGAUUUAUUGUCACAGAAUUUACAAAAUCUGUGCUCUUCAAAGGAAUUUUGUUCUGUAAUAUGUUAGGAUGGAUACAAGUUCUCUGUACUGUGGUACCUUUACGGUCCACUAUGCGAAAGUAUUUUAUUUUGUUUUA